GACCCGCCGGUGCAGAUGAAAAUCCAAAAUGGGGCAAAAAGGAAACAGUCUCUAAAUACACCGACAACACGGAGCCAUGCAAAGUUGCCGUUUCCAGCGAACCUCUCUGGUCAUUUGAGGUAAAACGCUUUCCAUUCUCGCAACCUUACUUAGUGCGGUGCCUUCCUUUGCAUCUUCAACCGUCGAAUUGCUACUCCUCCCAAAGCACCAGCUCUAAUUUCUCGUUCAGUUGGGAAUGUUUGCGCUCUGAGAGAGCGAGAAAUUAAACCAAUGGGUCGAGGGAAGAUCGAGAUCAAAAGAAUCGACAAUGCCAGCAGCAGGCAAGUCACGUUCUCGAAGCGGAGGACCGGGUUGUUCAAGAAGGCUCAGGAACUUUCCAUUCUCUGUGAAGCCGAGGUUGCCGUCAUAGUUUUCUCCAACACCGGCAAGCUCUUCGAGCUUUCCAGUUCUGGUAUGAAGCGAACACUUUCAAGAUACAACAAAUGCCUUGGUUCUACAGAUGCUGCUGUAGCAGAAAUUAAGACAGAAAAUGAAUUUCACUUAUGGGUGAAGGCUAGAAAAGGAAGAAAUGGUUUGAGCCUAUGGUACAAAAAGAGCAAGACGGGAAAUAUUCAAGCUAAUGAGCUACAGCUUAACAAUCUGCCUAUGUAUCUCACAAGGAUUGAGUUUGAUGUCUCUUUGAUUGGUAAACUUGAAUCUGUUACCAAAUUGUGGCAGGAAGAUUCUAAGAUGGUGGAGAUUCUAAGAGAGGAAAUUGCAGAGCUAGAAACAAAGCAAUUGUAUGUGUUCUGUCAAUCUCUGGUGGGUAAGGAUCUGACAGGAUUGGGUUUAAAGGAAUUGCAGAAUUUAGAGCAGCAACUUAAUGAGGGGUUAUUGUCUGUCAAGGCGAGAAAGAACAAUCUAGAGCAAUCUAGAGUUCAGGAACAACGGGUUAUGUUGGAGAAUGAAACUUUGUGCAGACAGAUUGAGGAGCUUCGGUGUUUGUUUCCACAAUCAGAACGAAUGGUCCCAUUCCAAUACCAACAUACUGAAGGAAAGAAUACUUUUGUAGAUACUGGUGCCAGAUAUCUCAACUUGGCCAAUAACUGUGGAAAUGAGAAAGGGAGUUCAGACACAUCAUUUCAUUUGGGGUUGCCUGCUGGUGUUCAAGAGGAAGGCCCCCAAGAAAGAAAACUUUGCAAAUGACUGAGCCUAGUUCUCUGAUUUUCUUAUAUUAACAGGGAAAAUAGAAUUUCAGACUAAUUUAUUGCAGUUGUAGUUAUGUACAAUAUAGAUUAGGGAGAAAAGGUAUGACCAAAAGUAACUCUCAAGUUAUAAAUUGAAUUUGGCUCUUUUAGAAUAUUGGAAAGAUGCACAUUAACCAUUUUUACCAAAUUCUGGCCUAAGUAACUGUGAAAUUUCUAAUGAAGACAAUGUUUAGUUUCUUUUACUGCUCUA
This is a messenger RNA of Glycine soja, 1437 nucleotides long. Its product is annotated as agamous-like MADS-box protein AGL18. Gene Ontology annotation, molecular function: DNA-binding transcription factor activity, RNA polymerase II-specific; protein dimerization activity; RNA polymerase II cis-regulatory region sequence-specific DNA binding. Gene Ontology annotation, cellular component: nucleus. Bases 271 to 1185 code for a protein of 304 amino acids. The transcript is spliced from 10 exons. Gene Ontology annotation, biological process: positive regulation of transcription by RNA polymerase II. NCBI's taxonomy places the organism in Eukaryota, Viridiplantae, Streptophyta, Magnoliopsida, Fabales, Fabaceae. The record is from RefSeq and is a predicted model, not a curated record.